Sinocyclocheilus grahami is the source of this 383-nucleotide messenger RNA. Its product is annotated as TM2 domain-containing protein 3-like. The annotation marks the transcript as partial. Lineage: Eukaryota; Metazoa; Chordata; Actinopteri; Cypriniformes; Cyprinidae. The transcript has 2 exons. The record is from RefSeq and is a predicted model, not a curated record.
ACUCCCGGCCGACUGCAUCAUCUGCGCAUUUCAUCACAACUGCAGCUACGGCCGGCAGACCAGCGUCACCUGCAGAGCCAAAGCAGGCGUUCAGUGUGUGGUGAGAGAGUGCUCUGAUGUGGGCUCGAACGAGCGGAGUCAGCCGGAGCAGAACUUCUCGCUGACGCUGGACUGCCGCUUCUGUUGGCAGCUGGAUCCGUCUCAGUACCGCUGCUCGAACUCCACCGGCUGCAUGACGGUGUCGUGUCCGCGCAGACGCUAUAACGCCAGCUGUGAGGUUCUGGAGCACGUGCACUGCUUGGGUACGAGCUGCGGCAUCAUGCUUCACACACACUUUGUGCUGCAUAAGCAAAAACAAUAAAUGCAUGACUACAGACUGCGGU